GAAGCCUCACUAUCUUCAAUGUUGCAGUCUUCUCCUCCCAUGAGCGAAGAGAAGGCGCGUGCCAUUCGAGAGUUAUCACGUAGCUUAAGCCACAGCCCUCGGCCAGACCCAUCGCUCUCACCAGCAGCCAGCGACUCGAAUCCUACCCAGCAAUUCGGGGGCGACUCUCUCGAUUUCGAAGACGACCCAGACUUCCUUGCUUCGACACAACACCGGAUUGACGACGAAACCAACGAAUUGCCUACAUUCCCGCGAAUCAGGUCAACAGCCAAGAAGAUCAAUUCCUGGCAGGGCCUGCGCUCCGAGCAGCCCAUCCCAGACACCUCGAUGGUAAACAAACAAUUUGGGGACUUCGACCAGAGCAUCUCAGACGAAGAUGACAUCUCAAUCGAGCAAGGUCGCGGUCUUCCCCGAAGCAACCGGAGCACCCCGGCAAAGGGGCAAUCCUUCGGAGCAUACAACAGCUUCUACGACAUGACGCCGCCCUCAGCACGAUCCCGCAAGUCGCACGCAGCUGAAACCGGCAGCCUUCGACGCGACGCUCAACUCAGACGUGCAUCGCGUAAUGAUUUGAAGGCCACUGCUGCUCGACCCGCCAGCACGCGUAACUCUCCCGCAGCUGGCAACGUCGAGCGAAAGCGCGCAUCGCUCGCUCAACUGCACGCUAAGGUGUCGGAAGAUGAAUCAUCAUUCAUGGACGAGCGUCCUCCCACGGUGACACUUCAGUCCAAGAGUACGCGAUGGGGUUCGCGCAGCCGACAGACCUCUCUUCAGAUGGACGGCAUGGUCGAUGCGUACGCGAACAACAAUACGAAUGCUCAGUCACGGCCCACAACCGCGCAAAACGCCACGGCACAGUCCUUCAUGCUGCCGGAUAUCCCCAAUCUUACGGAGCUUGUCUCUGGCGUCUUCGACGACGGUGCACCCAUGUUCUCUAAGAGCACUCCCGCUCGAACACGGUUUGCUGCACCCCGUAAGAAUGGACGUGCUAGAGGCCAAGCUAACUACUAUCCCAUUGAUAGCCUCCCCGUGCCCGACGAGGAGAAGGCGAUCUUCACUUCCCUCCAGCUGUUGCAGGAACGCGUCGCCCAGCUCGAGCACGAACGCGCAGAAGCCGAGAAGAAGAUCGAGGAUCAGGAAAUCGAGAUAAUCGAGCUUCGGGCAUCCGCCCAGGCACGUGGCGGUCGAGACAGCGCUUUGGGAUCUACUGAUGGCGAGGGCUCCGGGAAGAGCAAUUGGAAAGUGGAUAAGACGCGACUUGAAGCUUCUGUGCAAACUCUCCGUACGAAAUUGGCCAGAGCGGAGCGCAAGGUGGAACUGUCAGAGAUCGAGAAGAACCGAAGAAAUGGAGAGCGAGACACCAUGGCAACCCGAUUAGGUGUAGCAUCUCAAAACUUUGAAGAGUUGAAGAUGGAGAAGGAAGCUCUGAGUGCCGAGAAUGGAACCCUCCGACAGGAGAUUGAUCGAUUACGCGAGGAGAAUGAGGCUCUUCUCCAACAACUCGCCCAGGAGCAAGACCACUAUCGAGAGGAGACUGCCCAGCUUCAGCAACGCUUCAACCGAGCAGGAAAUGAUACCCAAAAAGAGAACGAGACCCUUCGUGCUGAAUUGAAACGCAUGCGUUCUCAAAACGAGGAAAACACGCAGACUUUGUUCCGCAGGGAGGCUGAGCUUCGUAAGGCCCGCAGUGAGCAAGCCGAUUAUGUGAAGCUCAAGGCCGAUAACGAUGCACUUAAAGAGCAGAUGGCUGAACUAAAAGCUAAACAAGAUCAAGAACGCCUCCGCUGGGCAAGCCUCGAAACCGAUCUUAAAGACAGGGUUGCCCACCGGGAUGAGACCAUCCGUCACUUCUACGAUAUGACCCAGGAGCAGACGAACGAAGUUAUCCGCGAAGACAACGAACACCUUCGAAAUGAACUUGCCCGGAUGGCGGUGCAGCACGAAGAAGAAGCUCGUCGUUGGUCCGAACGGGAGAAUAAGCUGAGGAAGAAGAUCAUUACAUCGAGACAGCAACAGACAGGCGAGACAUUGACUCGUGAGCUCCACAAUCUACGACAGAACAACACCACCACUGGAACCCAACGACAGUCCAGCUCCAAGCGCGACGAUACUCGAACCCGUAUUGCAGACAGAGUACGAGAAGAAGUCCGCAUUAGCAAGAGCGCCAAUGCUUCGCACAUCUCCAACCCUGCUAGGAGCUUCCAGAAAUCAGCCAACAGGUUCUACUCUACUUCACAGCGCGGCCCUUACGCACCAGACGUUCACCGAAGCGUAUCUGCCCCUGUCAAUCUCACCCAGGAUCUAGAUGGUGAUGUGGAGUCUACAACCGACCUCUCUCUUACACCUCGUGGAAAUCCCUACGUGUCACUUGGUCAUGGUACAAAUUUGGAACAGCCAUCUCAGAUGGACCUGACUGAGUUGAGCGCAUUCAAUACUGGGGAUAUUGCUAGACUCAGACAAGAGAUUGAAGAGGAGAGGCUUGCGAAUCACAUGAGGUCUUCGGUUCCGGUGCAGAGGCAAGCCCAGAAUGACACUGUUCGAUCCAUGGCCUCCGUCAAAAGCGACCGCCGGUCCUCGGUUCCGAAGAAAUCCUCAAUGAAGGAUUUGACCGAGCGUACUAACGGAACCAUCUUUGAGGAUCUCACCGGCGGGGUUGCAGAUCACGAUGCUGCUGUCGACCCAUCUCAAACCCACGAGACCAACAUUGAUAUGUCCAUGCUUAGCAACACGAGCCGCCGCCGCCGCAGUGCUCCCAUGGACAACAUGACUUCAGCUUUCAUCGUUCCCGAUAUCAAGAUUGCAGCACGCGAGCGAACCAUCAAGAUCGACCUGACCCGCACAGUGGGGAAUCGAUCCCAUGAUAACGAGAAUUGCUCCGUCUGCCGUCGACAGGCUGAAAAUCCAUCUGCCGACCCAUUGCAUGUACCUAAACUGAUCCCGGUAUCUGCCCGCAUGCCUGAUGAGUCCGAUGCAACACUGCGUCCAUCAAGAGACCCCAAAGAGGCCCUGGCACUGGUUGUGAAGGAAUUGGUCGACGAGCGUUCUCACCUCCACAUGGAGCUUGCAGCCUACCGAGUGCUCCUCGAGGCUCACGAUGCCAGCAUGGGAUUGAAGAAGCGGACAGCCAUCAAUGAGGAAAUCAAGGACCUUCUUCGACGUAUCGAUAUCAAGGACACGCAGAUCUACCACCUCUACGAUGUGGUUGAAGGCCAACAGGGCAACGACAUCACCGAGCAAGAUGUUGAAGAGCUCACCCGAGAGAUUGAUCUCCAAACUCAGCAAGGUGCUUCUACCAAGAAGGAUAAGAAGGUUACCAUUCAGAGCUACAUCGAGAGCGACGAGGAGAAUGAUCACAACUCGAUCGACGAGGAAGAUGAGGAGUUGCCUUGGGAAGGCUUCGAAGACACUGCGACCCAGAGCAUCAACUUCAGCAAGCUCAACUCCGGAAGACGGACGAGCGCUGUGUACUAA
This is a messenger RNA of Aaosphaeria arxii CBS 175.79, 3471 nucleotides long. RefSeq lists its product as uncharacterized. The annotation marks the transcript as partial. Gene Ontology annotation, molecular function: microtubule binding. The transcript is spliced from 2 exons. The record is from RefSeq and is a predicted model, not a curated record. Lineage: Eukaryota; Fungi; Ascomycota; Dothideomycetes; Pleosporales.